Molecule: messenger RNA, 1125 nt
Organism: Exophiala bonariae
Lineage: Eukaryota; Fungi; Ascomycota; Eurotiomycetes; Chaetothyriales; Herpotrichiellaceae
Exons: 4
Coding region: 1-1125 (374 amino acids)
Biological process (GO): methylation
Molecular function (GO): methyltransferase activity
Source: RefSeq, a predicted model, not a curated record
AUGGGCGAUCAAGGUCAGCCACCCACGGCGAGUGUAGGCGGUACGUCAGGGAGCCAGACCGAACAUGGUACCGCAAACGAAAGCCAUAUCGGCGACACGUAUGAAGUGCCAAAGUUCGAAGAACACUCGUCGUUCACCGCUCUGAAGGAUCGCAUACGGCACCACUACGAGCUGGCCAGCGACUACUAUUAUUCUCUCUGGGGCCAACAUAUCCACCACGCAUACUUCCAAUCGGCGGACGACACGAAGGAGACUGGGCAGGUCAAUUUGAUCAAGCUCCUCCUUUCGAUCUCUGAACUACAGGAAAACAGCACUGUACUUGACGUCGGCUGUGGCAUCGGCGGCACGACGCGUCACCUCGCACGAGAGCUGGGAUGCACCGUCACCGGCAUCACCAUCAGCGGACGGCAAGUCGCGAUCGCGAACCGCCUUACAAACGAAGAGGCCAGCAGCAAUGGAACCACGAGUACGAGCACCACCGCGGACUCUUCAACUCCCGAAACGACAAGCGACACUCCAGCCUUCCACGCCCUAGGCACGAAAAGCGGCAAGGUACGGUUCCUCGAGCUCGACGCCGAGAAGAUGGAAUCUCGCUUCAAUCCAGCCUCGUUCGACGCCGUGUGGAUCUCCGAAGCGCUCAGUCAUUUUCCUGACAAGCCUCUGUUCUUCCGGAAUGCUGCGAGAGUGCUCAAAACUGGCGGUGGCAAGCUGGUUAUCGCGGAUUGGUUCAAGGCGGACGGUGCCGUCCUGAAGGAUCUUGAGGGUGGGGAACGGGAUAUCAAGUCGAUUGAAGAUGGCAUGCUCCUCCCACCGCUGAAAACCCAAGAUGAGUACGUUCAGCUUGCAGAAGCAGCGGGCCUCAAAGUCCUGCAUCCGCCGAAAGAUAUCAGCAAAGACGUUGCGAAGACCUGGUACGUCAAUGACUCGAAAGCUUCUUCUCCCGCCAUCAAUAGUGUCCUCAUUACGGAUAUCUCGUGGCAGUUAAUUUCGUCUCCGUCGCUCUGGGCGUUCGCAAUCAGCCAGGGCCGCGAUGGACUCGCUUUCCUGCAGGCGUUCCGUGCCAUGCGGAGUGGGUAUGCGAGUGGUGCGUUUAGAUAUGCUGUCAUGGCAUUUGAGAAAGCGUGA